Molecule: messenger RNA, 790 nt
Organism: Aspergillus caelatus
Lineage: Eukaryota; Fungi; Ascomycota; Eurotiomycetes; Eurotiales; Aspergillaceae
Product: amidohydrolase family protein
Exons: 1
Coding region: 11-715 (234 amino acids)
Biological process (GO): secondary metabolic process
Cellular component (GO): cytosol; cytoplasm
Molecular function (GO): hydrolase activity; carboxy-lyase activity
Source: RefSeq, a predicted model, not a curated record
CACACUAUCAAUGCACAACCCCAAGGAAGCAGCCGACGAACUCCGCCGCUGCGUCGAGAAAUACGGCUUCAAAGGCGCCCUGGUAAACGAUACCCAGCGCGCCGGCCCAGACGGAGACGACAUGAUCUUCUACGAUAACGCAGAAUGGGAUAUUUUCUGGCAGACCUGCACAGAGCUUGACGUACCCUUCUACAUGCACCCGCGUAACCCAACGGGCACAAUCUACGAGAAGCUCUGGGCUGAUCGCAAAUGGCUCGUGGGUCCGCCUCUUAGCUUCGCGCAUGGCGUCAGUCUACACGUUCUCGGAAUGGUCACGAAUGGUGUCUUCGACCGUCAUCCCAAGCUGCAGAUUAUCAUGGGUCAUUUGGGUGAACAUGUUCCCUUCGAUAUGUGGCGGAUUAACCAUUGGUUCGAGGAUCGGAAGAAGUUGCUGGGUCUUGCGGAGACGUGUAAGAAGACGAUUCGCGAUUACUUUGCUGAGAAUAUCUGGAUUACUACCUCUGGGCACUUUUCUACGACUACCCUGAACUUCUGUAUGGCGGAGGUUGGGUCCGAUCGGAUUUUGUUCUCGAUUGAUUAUCCUUUUGAGACUUUCUCUGAUGCUUGUGAGUGGUUUGAUAAUGCGGAGCUCAAUGGGACGGAUCGGUUGAAGAUUGGAAGGGAAAAUGCGAAGAAGUUGUUCAAGCUGGGUUCUUACAAGGAUAGCUCGGCUUAGAUCGUUGGAUGAUAAUGUUGUUAUGAAUGUAUUCCAUUUCAAUUUCUAGUAAUUCAUGUCUCAUUGCAAAGGGUA